UUUUAGCAGUUUAUACAACCCAAUUGUAUAAUUUGCUAAUUAAAAAUGGCAAUGCUAAGAACAUUAUUGAGCUUGGCAGCCAUAGCCAUGGUGCUUAAUUCAGCCAUGGCCGCAAAUCACACAGUGGGAGGUAAUGGUGGAUGGAGUCAGGGCGCUGAUUAUAAAACAUGGGCUGCAUCCGAAACUUUCUUAGUUGGUGAUAAUUUGAUAUUUUCGUAUGGUCUAAGCCACGAUGUGCUUGAAGUUACAAAAGCUGAUUAUGAUUCUUGCGCGACAACAAAUGCAAUAUCAACAAAUGGUGGUGGGAUGACUGUCAUUGCUCUAUCUUCUCUAGGCAGAAGAUACUUCAUUUGUGGAACUGGUGGACAUUGUGCCUCAGGAAUGAAACUUGAAGUCAACACAAUUGCCACAGCUUCUCCACCGCCUGCAGCCGCACCUCCGGUUCUGCCACCAGCAUCGACACCUUCCACCACCGCAGUGAUCAGUUCCCCUACUAAGUCCCCUGCUUCAUCACCAUCUCCCAAAUCUUCAGCGCCGUCGCCAAAACUUGCACCUAAAAUUUCCCCUGUUAGUAAUCCAUCAUCCCCUACUGUUGACGCUCCUGCAUUGCCUCCUUCUGGUGCUUCUGUUCCGACGCCAUCUCUCCCGUCAUCAGCUAAUAAAAUUGGCGUCAUUGCUGGUUCUACUGUGGGAUUUGGCUUCGUUGUUACGAUGACGUUCAUUCUUUAAGUGAAAUCUAUCAUCCGAGAUGUCCUCUUUUCUUUUUAAUUGUUUCAAUUCUAUUUUGUAUCAUGAUUUUACUCAAUCUUGUGUAUCACAAGAGAUCUAUUUAACAUA
This is a messenger RNA of Nicotiana tabacum (common tobacco), 837 nucleotides long. RefSeq names its product blue copper protein 1a-like. Gene Ontology annotation, cellular component: plasma membrane. The record is from RefSeq and is a predicted model, not a curated record. Gene Ontology annotation, molecular function: electron transfer activity. NCBI's taxonomy places the organism in Eukaryota, Viridiplantae, Streptophyta, Magnoliopsida, Solanales, Solanaceae.